This is a messenger RNA of Rubroshorea leprosula, 830 nucleotides long. The record is from the annotation of a GenBank genome assembly. NCBI's taxonomy places the organism in Eukaryota, Viridiplantae, Streptophyta, Magnoliopsida, Malvales, Dipterocarpaceae.
AUAUCCGAACCCUUGUAGAUAUCCUACUCGAUUCUGGAGACCAGAUCUCAGAUAUUCUUACCAUAAUUGUAAGGAAGAGGCUGUAUUUAUUAUGUCUUUGUUUUUUUUUUUUUUCCCUUCUUAUUUAACAACCAGCUGUUUCAGGCGCUCCGUUUUUGAGCUCAAUGGAGAGUGAAGAAUUAGUUUUCCUGAAUCACGACGAUUGGCAAUUCGAGAAACUAAGGGAGAGUGCAAGAACUAGCGAUGAAAUUAUGGAAUCCAUGUUCGGGAACGAUGAGUGGCAGAUUGAGAGAAUUGUGCUGAGCAGGAAAGAGGAAGUUAUCUUCUUGGUAGAAGAAGUCGAUACAUACAUUCUUCCUUCACUCAAGCGUCGUGAAGUUGGGGAUCUCAAGGAAGGAAAAGCAAUAGACAUUCUUGUGUACGAUGAAGAUACCAGAGAUUACUAUAAGUUGAAGUUGAACUAUGAACGUCCUUAUUAUUUUCUGAGGAACACCAGUGAAUUGUACAAGAAGAAGGGUGUCAGUGAUGGGCAACGGAUUGGGUUCAGAUAUGAAGAGCAGUUUGCAACAUUGGUAGUAAAGCGUUUGUAGAAAGUAGAGCCUUAAUUAUAAGCUUUUCAUGUUGUCUUUUUUUUGGCAUAUUAAAAGCUGAACCGUUGUUUUACAAUUUAAACAAUAUUAGACAGUAAAACACUGAUCAAAUCGAUGGAGCGGCUGGAUUAUCAUCUUUAUGUUAAAAGUUAACUUCUUAAUGUUACAUAGAUUCUGAAUUUACAAAGGUUUUAUAAGUAGUUUAUAAUUAUAUUAUAUUAAUAAAAAAGUGUUACGUUG